Messenger RNA from Olea europaea var. sylvestris, 1548 nucleotides. RefSeq lists its product as uncharacterized. Gene Ontology annotation, molecular function: nucleic acid binding. The record is from RefSeq and is a predicted model, not a curated record. NCBI's taxonomy places the organism in Eukaryota, Viridiplantae, Streptophyta, Magnoliopsida, Lamiales, Oleaceae. The coding region runs from base 220 to 1332 and encodes 370 amino acids. The transcript has 4 exons.
CCAUAGUCCACUAUUGUCCAUUCUGGACUUUUCACGAAAAAUCCACACACACACACAAAUCGAUACAAAUCCCAUCCAUUAUUCCCCUAUUUCAUUCUCUUCGAUUCGCACGACAGAAAGAGGAAGGGUUUCGCCCCUUCUCUCUUCUUUCCAAUCCCAUCUAUAUACAAUCAUUUUGAAUUAACUAUAUCUAGAGAGAGAAAAGGGUUCGUCUUGUAAAUGGAUUUGACUUCUCAAGAUUCAUUGCGAGUACCUAAGGAAGCUGUUGAAGUCAAUGAGAAGGGUGUUCUAAUGGAGCAAAAGGAGGGGUUUCCUGCUUAUGUUUCAAUGGUUGAUCCGUUCCUAGUCGAGGCUCUUCAAAACCCCCGUCAUCGAUUAACUAUUCUGCGAAUGGAACUAGAUGUACAAAAGUUCUUGCAGAGUUCUGGCAUACAUCAGUUUGAGUUUCCACACUUCCCUACGUCAUACCUUCGUCUUGCUGCACAUCGUGUUGCUCAACACUAUGGUCUGCAGACUAUGGUUCAGGACAAUCCUGUAGAUGGCCAAGGAACCCGGAUUUUGGUUUUAAAGAAGCCAGAAAGUAAGUUCCCUGCUAUCCUUUUGUCAGAUGUACCAGCUGGACAGUCUGAAACUGACAAACUGGGUCAAAUCAAGAUUGUCUUAAAACCGAGGUCUUCUAAAGCUUCCUCCAAUGGUGUCAAUGGACUGGGGCUUAAACGAAGUCCUGUGAGAACAGUGGAAGAGAGAAAGGAGGAAUAUGACAGAGCUCGAGCUCGUAUAUUCAGCAGUCCAAGUAGUUCUGAAUCAGAAGAUACAACAGGUUGGGUUGCUUCUGAUAGGAAGAAUUUAAAUAUGGGUGGUAAUGAAGUUUCAACGAACUUGGUAGUUGAUGGUGAGAAAAAUCUGAGCAGCAGGGAGAUUGGGGUUUCUUCUAAAGUAGCCAUUUUUAGGGACAGGGAGAAGGAUCGCACUGACCCUGAUUAUGAUAGAAGUUAUGAAAGAUAUGUUAAGAACUUACCGAGCAUUCAAAGUUUCAACGUAGCACCAAUUAAUGUUCCGAAAUACCCACCUCCAUUCAUGCAAUAUGACUCCGUUAUUCCUCGGCUGGGUCAGAUGCCUGUGGCUCAAGCUUCCAUCAAUUACAGGAGCCCUGUUAUGAGCCCUUACCAUGCAAUGGGAUUGAAUCAGACUCCUAGGGGUGCUUUGUACAUGCAGUGGCCUUCCCAGUCGACGAUGUAUGCACAGUCAUAUGAUCACUUGAGGCAGACCAUUUUUCAGGCUCCCUUCUAUCAGCAGCCACUAAGUUUUGAACACAUUCAGAACCAUACAUGACAAUCAAAUUAUAAGCUGGGGGAAUUUCUGUAUUACUGAAGGAGCUACUGUUUUUUGUCCGAUGUAGAUUUUCUUGAUUUAGGUGAACCGUCAGAUUUAAUGUAGCUUCAUUCUCCAUAUAAUUCUGGACUGACUAUAUUGUUUGUAGAGAUUUGAUACUACUGAAUGUCUAUCUGUGAUAAUUAUAAAUUAUUGGGUGUCAGCCUUGCCAUAUCA